UGUAUAUAGUGUUGUUAAAUGUCAGAGCCGUUAUUCACGUCUGUAUUUCAGGGAGGCUGGCAGCUCCUCCUCACCUGUAUGCUCAGGUAAGCCCGUGAUUACCACAGGUGAAGGGACGGGCACACCUUGCCACUGCAACACAAAGGGUACCUGGGUUCGACGAAACGACGUUGGGAGGGUGCGCGAAAUGGCGAGCUAUGGCAGACAGUUUUGGUUGAUGUUCUGGAAGAAUUGGGUGCUACAGAAGCGCAAAGUUUGUGUGACUGUCUUUGAAAUUUCACUCCCCAUUGUGUUCGCCGCGAUUAUGGUGGUCAUCCGAAUGCAAAGUGAAACCACCACUGAAACGUCCCCGACGACCUGGAAACCGUUUCCUGUGGAAAUGGAUGAACAGACUGCGUUGAGGGUUAGCCGUGUCCUGUUCACACCAAACUCAAGCCUGGCUCAAACCAUUAUGUCGAAAGUCGAAACGACGCUGGGGAUCACAGCUGAAGGGUUUAGCUCUGAGGCCAGUUUACUCGGUGGGUAUAUAUACGACAGCAAUCCUAACACUAUACUGGCAGGCGUCGUAUUCGAAUUCAGUGAGGACGAUACCAUGGCAAGUUUCGGGACUUCAUCCUCCAUUUCCUAUCGCAUUCGUCCAAGGUCUGAAGGUAUUAACUGGAGGACAAGAACCACAUACCCCUUCAGACAAACGACAGAUCCGCGCAAUGAGAAGAGUAAUUCAGGAGGAACCCCAUCUUAUUACUUGUUGGGGUUCUUAUCCCUCCAGUACGCUGUUGAUGCUGGGAUCAUCGAGGCCUUCAACACAUCUGUCAACCUGGAGGAUUAUGAUGUUUAUCUGAACCGGAUACCCUACCCGCCAUACUACAGUGAUCCAUUUGUGUUCGUAGUGCAGCUCAACUUGCCAUUGUUCGUCAUGCUCAGCUUUAUCCUCAACGCCAUCCAGAUUGCCAGUAACAUGGCUUAUGAGAAGGAGAAAAAACUAAAGGAAUCUAUGAAGAUGAUGGGCUUGAACAAUUUUAUUUACUGGUCUUCAUGGUUCUUGAAAAAUUUCAUCUAUUUACUCAUCGCUUGUCUGGUGUAUUCGGUGCUACUUUGUGUUAAUAUUGGCAAAACUGAAGGAGUACUGGCAAAAACAAAUGGAGUUUUGUUCUUCCUGUUUUUGAUGUUCUACACGUCCUCUAUCAUUUCGUUCAGUUUUGCCGUCAGCGUGUUCUUUGAUAAAGCAAAUUCUGCGUCGGCCGCCAGUGGUAUCAUCUACUUUGUCAGUUACAUCCCAUACUUCUUCAUCCAGAGCAAUUAUGAGACGAUGGGGAAAUCGUUAAAACUGGCCUCCUGCCUCUUACCCAACGUGGCAAUGGCCAUGGGGAUUACUGUGAUUGGUUAUCACGAGGGCACAGGUGCAGGGGCGCAGUUCUCAAACCUGUCGGAUGUAGCAAUAAUUGACGACGACCUCACCUUGCUGGAAGUGUUCGGGAUGCUUCUGAUAGAUAUCAUCCUAUACAUGGCGAUCGCGUGGUAUGUGGACGCUGUCAAACCAGGGGCGUUUGGCUUUCCAUUACCUCCCCAUUUCCCGUUUACAAAAUGGUACUGGUGCGGCACAAAGAAAGGCUUUUCUAUGUAUGAUUCAGAAGAACAAAACCAAGAUGUCAGCACAGAAAGAUCGGAAUUCUUCGAGAAAGAACCCACGGGGCUUGUGGCUGGAGUUAGUAUAAGAAACUUGUGCAAAACGUUUGGUAAAGGUAGUAAAAAAAAAGUGGCCGUAGCAGGCACAACACUAAACCUGUAUGAAGGCCAGAUCACGGCGUUGCUGGGGCAUAAUGGAGCCGGGAAGACAACAACCAUGUCAAUGAUUACAGGUUUUCUUCCUCCCACGAGUGGAACCGUUGUGGUUAAUGGUUUUGACAUCCGCAAAGACCUCUCCAGCGUUCGUUCAAGCCUCGGCCUUUGUCCGCAACACGACAUUUUGUUUGACAAUAUGACUGUUGAGGAACAUCUAUUUCUGUUUGCACAGUUAAAAGGGUGCCCCAGUGGGAAAGUGAAAGAAGAAGCGAACUCGAUGGUUAAGGUUUUAGGCCUUGAAGCGAAGCGAAACGCACGGUCCUGUACAUUGUCAGGUGGACAGAAGAGGAAGCUCUCAGUGGGGAUAGCGGUAAUAGCAGACUCAAAGGUAGUGAUUCUGGACGAGCCCACUUCCGGUAUGGACCCGGACGCCCGCCGACAGAUCUGGGACAUCCUGAUGAAGUACAGAGAAGGCCGGACUUUGUUGUUGACCACGCACUUCAUGGACGAGGCAGACAUCUUGGGCGACCGCAUAGCUAUCAUGGCAGAGGGAGUUGUCAAGUGCUGCGGAUCGUCACUGUUCCUGAAAAACAAAUACGGUGCUGGUUACCACAUGGUAAUGGUAAAGACGGACCAAUGCAAUGUUUCCGCUGUCACACAACUGGUCCAAAGCCACGUGGCAUCGGCAAGCCUUGAGAGUGACAUCAGUGCCGAGCUGUCAUACAGGCUCCCUCAUGAACAGUCAUCAAAAUUUGAAAACCUGUUUUUGGAACUCGAAGAAAAGAAAGAAGAACUAGGUGUCUUAAGUUUUGGAGCUUCUGUCACAACGAUGGAAGAAGUAUUUCUUCGGGUGGGAGAAACCAGUAGUAAAGACGACGGGAUGUCAGAUUUACAUCACCAUCAACGACCUACAUUGUGUUACGAAAACAAGGUUUACGUCGAGAAUGAAACCCCAGCAAAGGCAAUGGAAUCAAGCCACAGCCCUAUAAAGAAUACAGAUACACCUACAACUCAUAUUGAUUUUAAUCGUGACAUCCGGAAAAACACGGGCUUUUCACUGUAUGCGCAGCAGUUCCAAGGAAUGUUUGCUAAGAAGGUGAUUCACACUUUCCGAAAUAGGGUUGUGACUUUGGUACAACUACUCCUUCCUGUGAUCUUCACAAUACUUGCGUUAUUAGUGGCCAAAAUAGCGGAAUAUACAGAGCCCUCACCAGAACUGGUUUUGAACUCUGAACCUUACUCUUCUAACGUUGUACCCUACACAAGUAGCCCUACUGGAAACGCCGAGGUUACGGCAAUGGCGAAAAGUUAUGGUGAUUUUGCAAACAGAGCAUCAAGUAGUCCUAUCUUAGUAAACGUGACAGGAGGCGCUUACACUAAUCUCUCCGACUUCUAUUUGACGGAUGGGGAAAGUUUGGAUGUUUAUUCUUACAACAAGCGCUUCAUCUUUGGGGCUGUUUUCCAAGCCGCUGUACCGCUUGCAGGUAUUAACAAGACAACCGUGGUAGGAUACUUCAGUGCCCAACCCUACCAUGCCGCCCCGGCUUCCCUGGACUUGGUGAUGAAUGCUCUAUUUCGAUACUUCACUAGCUCCGACAGGACCAUUGUCACCAGUAAUUACCCUCUCCCAGAUACAGCGGAUAAUCUGGCAGCGUCAAACGGCGGAGUCGCCUUCUCUGUGGCAUUCAAUAUUUUGUUCGGAUUGGCCUUCUUGGCCACAAGCUUCAUCAUAUUCUUGAUUAAAGAAAAAGAGACACAGUCCAAGCAUGUCCAGAGUGUCAGUGGUGUACAUGUCAUUACGUUCUGGGCAGCGAACUUUGUCUGGGACUUCAUCAACUUUCUGAUCCCUGUGGGCGUUCUGCUCGUGGUGUUCGCUGCUUUCCAGACAGACGCCUACGUUUUAGAAAAUAGGCUGGGUCUGGUUUUAUUGCUCUUCUUGACAUAUGGUUGGGCAAUAUUGCCCUUCAUGUAUUUGUUGCAUUUCCUUUUCAAAACACCUUCAUCAGGAAUGGCAGCACUGACCAUGGCUAACAUAGGCACAGGUCUUGUGACCCUACUGGCAGUGUUUAUUCUGAAGACAAUGGAUAUCGGUGAAAGUCUGCAGUGGGUGUUUAUGGUAAUCUUACCCAACUACUGCCUUGGCCAAGGCCUUAUCGACAUUUACACCAAUUUCGACUCGCUCACAAUGUGUACGAAGUAUAACUUCCAAGGACCCUGUGAUAAAGAUAACUGCGGGUCGUUCUGCAUUCUGUACCAGGAAGACUACAUGGCAUGGGGCGAACCUGGCAUUGGUCGUUAUCUGGUGUUUUUGGCUGGGCAAGGGACAGUAUUUAUACUGCUGGUGCUUCUCAUUGAAUCGCGCAAAAUAGAAUCAAUCUGGUACAGAGUCCGACCGCCCCCGCGCCCUGCUGGCAACGCGGACAGCAGUCUCACGCAACCCGAAGAUAGCGACGUGGCUCAAGAAAGGAAAAGAAUUAACAAUUCCAGUGUGCCGAUGCUUCAGAAAACAGACACUUUGAUUCUGCAGAAUUUAAGUAAAUACUAUGGAAACUUCUUAGCUACGGACCACCUGUGCCUCGGGGUACCUAAAGGUGAAACCUUUGGCCUUUUAGGUGUGAAUGGCGCAGGGAAGACAACUACUUUUAAGAUGAUGACAGGGGAACUCAUAGUGUCUGAAGGAAAUGCUUUCCUGAGCGGGUAUGAUGUCAGGAGAAAUAUAAAGAAGGUUCAGCAAAACCUUGGCUACUGUCCACAGUUUGACGCAUUAAUAGACCAGAUGACUGGCCGUGAAACAUUGAGGAUGUAUGCAAGACUACGAGGGAUUAUAUCAAAGCAAAUUGAGGGCGUUAUAGACAACCUUCUGAAGGCGUUGAUGUUGGAGAAACAUGCUGACAAAAAAACUUCAAAAUACAGUGGUGGCAAUAAACGAAAGCUCAGCACAGCAAUAGCUCUGAUUGGAGACCCACCAAUCAUAUUCCUGGAUGAGCCAACAACUGGCAUGGAUCCUGGUGCACGACGACAACUUUGGAAUGUGUUGGCUGAUAUUCGUGCCAGUGGACGGACGCUCAUUCUGACUUCCCACAGCAUGGAAGAAUGUGAUGCUCUGUGUACUCGCCUGGCAAUCAUGGUCAACGGAACCUUUACAUGUCUGGGAAGUUCUCAGCACCUGAAGAGCAAGUUCGGAACAGGCUAUACCCUGAUCUGUAGGGUAGCGAUGCCAAAAGAAGGGGAAGAUUCUAAGGUCGGUCCACUGAAGUCUUUCAUCGAGUCCAAAUUUCCGGAGAACCUGCUUAUGGACGACAGACAGGGCUACGUCAGCUAUCAGCUGACCAGUUGUCGUCUUUCGCUAGCUCAUAUCUUCGGGACAAUGGAGAGGGCAAAGGACCAGUUCAGCAUUGAAGACUAUUCAGUGGCCCAGACUACAUUAGAACAGGUGUUUCUGAAUUUUGCCAAACACCAAAAGCAAUCGCCACAAAGCAAGGGAGGAAUGUGUUCCUGUCUGUGUUGUUGUCCGUAAUUCUAUAAUUUAUUGAUAUAAUUAUAACUUAUUUUUGCACAGAAAUCAGUCGACAGGCCCCGAACCAUAUUAAAUAAAAAUAUACUUGUUAAUAGUGCUUGCAAUUUGUUAUAAAACUAUAUUCCAAUUAUUCUAAUGGUUCGGUGUUAGCUUUGCUGCUCAAAUCUAUGGAU
Molecule: messenger RNA, 5472 nt
Organism: Liolophura sinensis
Lineage: Eukaryota; Metazoa; Mollusca; Polyplacophora; Chitonida; Chitonidae
Product: phospholipid-transporting ATPase ABCA3-like
Exons: 19
Coding region: 188-5299 (1703 amino acids)
Biological process (GO): transmembrane transport; lipid transport
Cellular component (GO): membrane; intracellular membrane-bounded organelle
Molecular function (GO): ATP binding; ABC-type transporter activity; lipid carrier activity
Source: RefSeq, a predicted model, not a curated record